Molecule: messenger RNA, 5034 nt
Organism: Solenopsis invicta (red fire ant)
Lineage: Eukaryota; Metazoa; Arthropoda; Insecta; Hymenoptera; Formicidae
Gene: Oseg4
Product: WD repeat-containing protein 35
Exons: 2
Coding region: 372-3920 (1182 amino acids)
Biological process (GO): protein localization to cilium; non-motile cilium assembly; intraciliary retrograde transport
Cellular component (GO): intraciliary transport particle A; non-motile cilium
Molecular function (GO): protein binding
Source: RefSeq, a predicted model, not a curated record
CACUGCGUAGCAGCGUGACGCCGCGCAUGCGCAGCUAUAAUACGCAGUACCGGCUAAUCGUCGAUCAAGCAGGACAGUGCGUAAUCGUAACGCAUCGUAGCGUAUGUCAACUUGCAUUUUCGUCGUCUUGUGUUGUACGAGUUUUUGAUGCGAGCGAGUGUUUUAAGAUUGAGUUAUACCGAAAGUGAAGUGUCCCUGUGCCAACAGUUGUGCGAUGUGCUUUCGCGAAGAUCUAACCUGCACAUUGGCAUCGUAGUGUAUGUCCACGUUGUAGAGAUGGCGGCUUACGUUGUUAUGAGCGUCGUUCUCGUUGCUAGGAGCUUUAAGACAAUUCUGUAAAAGAUCCCUGGAGUGACUGACACAAACCAGAAAUGUUUGUUUAUCUGAGCAAGAAGAUUUCCAUACCAAACAACUUUCGGUUAAACUGCAUAGCAUGGAAUCAGAAGGAUGGCUACAUUGCAGUUGGAGGAGAAGACGGUCUCCUGAAAGUAUUACGAGUGGAUUCCAACGUCAAUGGAUCACAUAGUGGUGGGAAAUCUCGGAGCUUGGCCGCAGCGAGCAAUCUGACCAUGAAUCAGCCUCUGGAGGGCCACAAUGGACACGUUCAAGUGGUGACAUGGAAUGAGGAGCAUCAGAAGUUGACCUCGAGCGAUCAGAACGGCGUCAUUAUCGUUUGGAUGCUGUAUAAGGGCUCAUGGUAUGAGGAGAUGAUAAACAAUCGCAACAAAUCUGUGGUAAAAGGUAUGGCAUGGAGCUGUGAUGGUCAAAAAAUAUGCAUAGUUUACGAAGAUGGAGCCGUGAUUGUUGGCUCUGUCGAUGGCAAUAGAAUCUGGGGUAAAGAAUUGAAAAAUGUGUCUCUGUCUGCUGUGCAGUGGUCCCCAGAUGGAAAGCUGCUUCUGUUUGGUUUGAAAAAUGGAGAGCUCCAUCUCUACAACAAUCAAGGAGUAUUUCUGACGAAAUUAAACAUACCUUCGAACACCUCUCUGUAUCAAACCAUAGUGGCAUUGCAGUGGUAUGAUGGAAGAAAUGGCUACGUUGCCAUGGACUGUCCUACUCUGGCUAUUUGUUAUCGCAAUGGUAGAAUAGUAUUGAUGCGAGAUACUAGCGAUGACAAUCCAAUUAUGUUAGAGACUGGAAUGACUGCCUCGUGGUGCAAUUGGAACAGCUGUGGCUCUCUCUUGGCGAUAACCGGAAUGAUGCCAAUGCUCAAUAACGGGGAAACGAAAGAUAUGAACGUUAUACAAUUUUAUACACCAUUUGGCGAGCACAUGAGGACCUUGAAGAUACCAGGACGAGAAGUAACGUGUUGCACCUGGGAGCAAGGUUCCCUCCGCGUUGCCUUAUCCGUUGACUCUCAUAUAUACUUUGCAAACAUCCGUCUGGAUUAUAAAUGGACAUACUUCAGCAACACAGUCGUUUUUACGAACGAGAAGAUUGGUAAGGACGGCACCUGUGUAACGUUCUGGAACACGAGCAGUAACACCUGUUGUACAAAGUACGUAAGAUCCCUGAUAUCGAUGGCUUCGCACGGGGAGCACUGCGUGCUCUCCGUGAGAAACGACCCCGCUCAAGGUACCGAGCAAUUCGCCCUUCUCGUUUGCAAUACCAUUGCCACGCCGAUAGACUCUAAAUUCUUAGAUCUGGAGCCGUUGUAUCUUACUAUGACUACCAACAUGGUCGUGGCUGCAUCUAAGAACAAUUUUCUAAUAUGGAACUUUCGAUCGCCUCGCAACUCGACGCUGCAUCCGAGCAAGAUGCGCAAGUACAAGAUCUAUCACGUGGACGAAACGCCGACCGGCGUGACCGAGGUCAUCCAGGAUUUGGACAAGGAUGGCUCGUUCGAGACUCCUAUCAGCAUGAAGGCGACCAUGGAUCCUAUUUGCUGCGUCUAUGCCACCGAGAAAGUUCUCUUGGUCGGCCGGGACUCGGGGAUGAUUCAACGAUACUCUCUACCGCAGAUAACGCUCGUACAUCGAUACAAUACUGCAUGCAAACUGCACAGAAUUGCCAUUAAUUGCGAUUCUACGCGCGUUUCCAUUUUAGAUGCUAACGGUAUACUCACUAUGUUGGAUCUAGAUCCUCAGAAGACACCCAAUUCGCGAGACGGGGACACGGGCGAGGAUAUAUCCAAGUUUGAGAGGAAGGACGUAUGGGCCAUGUGCUGGGCGCGAGAUAAUCCCUCACUCCUAGCGAUCAUGGAGAAAACCAGGAUGUAUGUUUUAAGAGGAUUAGAUCCUGAAGAACCUAUAUCUUGCUCCGGAUAUAUUUGUUCGUUUCAAGACCUGGAGAUACGUUGCGUUCUAUUGGAUGAUCUCAUGCUGAAAGCCGAUGAAACGCGAAAGGACUUGAUCGUGGAUUUGGAAGUGAAAUCUCUAAGAGACACGAGAGAGCUGCUGGCCAAAGUGGGUCUGAAGGAGGCUAACAAUUUUAUCCAGGAUAAUCCACACCCGCGUCUUUGGCGUUUACUAGCCGAGUCAGCGUUGACGAAACUAGACUUAGAAACGGCAGAGAACGCCAUGGUGCGCUGCACGGAUUACCUGGGUAUACAGUUUAUCAAGCGACUACAGAAUGUGCACAACGAUCAGUUGAAGAAAGCAGAGGUUGCAGCGUUUCUCGGUAACUUCGACGAUGCCGAAAAGUUGUACUUGGACAUGGACAGAAGAGACUUGGCAGUCGCGCUGCGCCAAAAGCUAGGGGAUUACUUUCGGGUCAUACAGCUUAUGAAGAUGGGCAUCGGUGGUUCGGACAAGCAGAUGGAGCACGCGUACAACAAAAUUGGCGAUCACUUCGCCGAAAGACAAAAUUGGGAGAGCGCAAAAGAGUAUUACGAGAAGGGCAGAAAUUUGGAGAAACUCAUCCAGUGCUAUUACAAACUCGAAGAUUUCGUUCAGUUAGCAACAACCGUAGAUCAGCUACCAGACAAGAGUUCCAGCUUGAAGACCGUGGCAAGAAUGCUGGCUUCGGUGGGAAUGUGCUCGCAGGCAGUGGCAGCUUACAUUAAAUACGGAGAUGUAAAGCUGGCCGUGGAUACAUGCGUACGUCUGAAUCACUGGGACCAAGCCGUCGAACUAGCAAAGACUUACAAGAUGGCACAGAUUGGCGAGCUACUGAAUAAAUAUGCUAAUCAUUUGUUAUCAAAUGGUAAGCGUCUACAGGCGAUCGAAUUAUACAAAAAGGCAAACUACAACCUGGAAGCGGCUAAAUUACUGCUUCAUCUGGCUGAGGAGCAAGCCAGAUCAAAGUCACAUCCUUUGCGCGUGAAGAAAAUAUACGUUCUCGCAGCGUUGCUGAUCGAGGAUCACAUCAACAGCGUUCCAGCGAUAAAAGGCGGUCGCAGCAACGUCGUCAUGGGUCUUUCUGAAAGCAACGAGGACACUAAGAUUAUUGAAAAUGCUUGGCGAGGCGCCGAAGCGUAUCACUUCCUUUUGCUCGCGCAUAGACAGCUAUACGACGGCAAUUUCGAUGCCGCGAUGAAAACCGCCCUCCGAUUGAGAGACUACGAAGACAUACUGGAAGUAGAAGACAUCUUCUGUUUAUUGGCGCUAUCGAGCGCCGUUAAUCAUGCGUUCGCCACUUGUUCAAAAGCCUUCAUAAAAUUAGAAGGGCUCGAAACGAUCUCGGAGACGAAGAAAGAGGAAUACGAAGAACUGGCGGUGGACAUCUUUGCGAAGCACAUUCCGAAAGACUCCCGCAACAACAAGACGGAAUGCGUCAACUGCGAGACCCUGGUACCUGACUGGUGCACCACGUGCCCAAAUUGCUCGACUAGAUUUCCAGGUUGCAUCGUCUCGGGUAAACCACUGAUGGACCUCACUAUUGCGUGGAUCUGCACAGUUUGCAGACAUCACGUCGCAACGGAACGCGACGUUGUUAACAUAAACGCCUGUCCUUUAUGUCACAGCACCAUCACGUAUAUGUAGGCUAAAUCGAAUUUAGCAAUCUGUUGCAUUUUUAUUUGUUAAAAUUUUGAUAAAUAACUAACGAGCUUUCAUAUUUUAAUAAUUGUGCAAUGAGAAAAUAUUGUCAUUCCAUUUUAUUUUACUAUUUUGAGAAAUGCAAAGUCGACUUUAAAACUGUUACAUUUAUUGAUUUCAGUGUACGAAUCAAGUGUGAAUUAAUUAUGAAAGAUAAUUUAAAAUGUAAAUUCUAAUAAUAGACGAAGUGCCGUUAUAUAUUCGUGCCUUGAUGCAUACUAAAUAAUUAAUAUUGGAAUGUUAACAAGAAUUAUCGAACUGAUCAAUUUUUAAAAGCGUGCAAAUUUUUCCUUUGUGUGCGCUGAUAUUUUUUACAGCCUCAUGUGUAAAUAGGAUUUUUAUCUUUUCACGAUCAGUAUUUAAUUUAUUUUCAUACGUUCUACUUUUCAGCAUGAUAUCGAUGAUAUCGUAUUUGUAUUGAGUGCCAGAUGGUAUCAAUAUUAAUUGGCAAUAGGUUGUUAUUGAAAUGAAAGAACAUAUAGAUAGAGAGCUCGAUAUAUCGUUAAAGCGAAUAUUUCCAGACCGAAAGACAAAAUGUAAUCUAACGAGAAUCUAAUUUCGGCAGUUUGCCAUUGCAUGUGCAUUACCGACAUUGUGGCUACGCGCAUCUGCUAUUCCGUCCAGAAUGUAACGAGUCUUUAACGAGUGAGACCUCGUUAGUUUCGUCGUGCCUUCAAAGUUUAUGCAAGUGCUAAUAGUUCACGUAGUUUGGAUAUCGCAAUUAGGCAGUUAACGGUUUUUAUUUUAAGUCUGAUAAUUGAUCUCUCGUUAUCGGGGAAUCUUAUCAUUCCCGUAUGAUGUUAUCUCUUUUUGUUAAUAUACAGUAAUAUGAUCACUUAUUAAUUAUAAAUUUAUAUAAAGAUUAAUUAUUAAGUAUAUUUAUAUAAAGUUUAAAAAAGAUGUAAUUAUUAUAACGCAGAUAUUUGAUAUCGAAGUAAAAACUUAUUGAUUUCCGAUUUCUUGCAAAAUGUGUUGUAGAAAUAUAACUAAUUUAUGAUUAUUUAUGUAACUUGAUAUAAUCUAGUUUGAUAAAAAUAUAAUUUUAUAUGACAAUCCCUUA